AUUGCAGUCUGGAUUUUGUUCAUAGGUAUAAAGGAAAGUGUUUACUUCCUUAUUUUAGACCACGAGAACAUGCACUGAACCUGCGCGUGACACGUGCAUUGAGAGGGGUUAGAUCACGUGACUUGUGAAGUCCUACAGCUAGCCAAAACUAUGCUAAAGUGACAUUUUAAUGACGUUCUAACAGCAAUAUGUGUUUACUCACACCAAAUGUGACAAUUUACUUUACUUUUGAGAGAAGAGGCGCUCAAAUGCUUACUUUUCAAGCUGCGUCCUUUCAUGACAACAAAAACCUUCUUUUUAAGGCGCUUCUGACCCCCCCUCCUCGUAGCUGGGUGAGCCCGCCCUGUGAUUACGCAGGCUUCGCCACACAUCUCCAAGUCCACUUCUACCAACCAUCCAUCAGUCAGCUACCGACGCAGGACGUGUAAGUUUGAUCAUUUCAUUUUUAUUUGACGAAUUGUCAAACUAAAUACGAUGUUGUAAUGUACCGUUAGCACGGUGGCUAACAUAGCUAGCUAUGCUAGUUUGUGUCCUUCAGUCCCACUCCUCCCCGUCAUGUUGUUUUAUGGCAUUUAUUAUAUUGGACAAGUGCAGAGUUCCAGUGUAAAAAGUGGAAAAACUAUACAACAGUCCUUCUUUGAGAAACAUACUGUCACAAACACAAACAACGACGUGUUCCCGGUAGUUUUUCUAACUAAGAGACUCAUUUGAGACUCAUAAUUGAUUUGGCGAAAAGUGUUACAUUUAUAAAUAAGUACAUUAUUAAUAAAACGUUUUUGUCGUACUGCUGCCACCCGCCAGUAAACAAUAUAAAAUUGAAGUAAAACGAAUCUGUCAUUAUUAAACGCCUUCUAAAACGUCUUCUGAACCGCAGCCAUCUUUGGUCAUGACGUCAUCACAUGUCGUCAAACUGCUGAACCUGUAAUAGAAGGUGAAAACUGCGCUUUGUCCACUAGGUGGAGACAAAGUCCACAAAACAGCAGCAUUCAUCGCGCUUAGGCAAACAGUUACGAAUAUGCCUAACCUUCAUGUUAUGCUGCAUUCCGGUUAAAUUUGACAAAUGCAACAUUUUAGUCAAAAGCAUUGAACUCCUUGCUUCGUAUAUUAUGAAUAGAUGUGCGGAUGGAUUAGAAAUUAGAGGAGGAGGAAGUGUCAGAAGUUGAAAAGGACAUGCAUGGAAUAUAAUCCAGACCCAUAAAGAACUGAUAGGGAGGAAUCCACUACCAGGGGGGAAUUUAUUCUGCAUUCUAAUGAGAGGAGGGCAACAUCUGAAACCGAGUAUGGUGAAAAAAAAAUAAACAAAAGUUUAAAUGUACGUAAUAAUAAGUGAAUAAUAAUGGAAGAAAAUAGAAAAGAAAAAAGAAUGUACUUUCCAUCGGUAAUUAUUUAAUGGUGUUAUUUAAAGUUUUAUCAUAUGAACUUUUUCUCUACUUCAUCUCGGUUCUUUCAAUAAUAGACUGCUUGUCGUUCUCACCAUAGUCCACUAGAGGGCGCAAAACUUGUUGUUGAAGCUGACAUUUUUUAUUCGGAGUCGUUUCCUGCUGCAGCCUUGGAGAAUCACCAACAAUAAUGAAAAAGGACGAAACAAUGAAAAGAUGAAACUAUGCAAAAAAUAAUGAAAAUGUAAGCAAAUAAAAACAAUGUGGAAAUCAUGAGAACACAAUGAAAAACAAUAAAUAGUGUUUAGAAAUAAUGAAAAACAUUAAAAGCAAUAAAGAAACAAUGAAAAAACUAUUAUAAAUAAUUACAAAACCAUGACAAAUAAAUAUAUUUUUUUAAAACACUGAGGAGAUGGAAAAACAAUGACAGAUAUCAUGAAGAAAUAAUGCAAAAUAAUUUAAAAGCAAAAAGGAAAUAAUGACAAACACAAAAGAAGUAGUGAAAAAACAAUAAAACAAUGUUAAAUGUUAAAACAAUGACAAAAUAAUGCAAAUGCAAUGAAAAACACUGAAAAAUAUUUUUGUUAAAAACUUUAGAAAAAUGUGAAAACAAUGGAAAACAAUGAUAAAAUAAUGCAAACAAUGAAACUGAUGAAGCAACAAUGCAAAAACAUGAAAAAAAAAACAUGUCUUAGGGGUCAUAAGCCGACUUGCUGCAUGAACAUCAGUGAGACAGUGGGGGGGUGGAGGGGGGGCCGGCCUCUCUCUCUCAUUGGUUGACUCGAGUGUGCCCCCACCCUCUCCCUUUUCUCUCUCUCCAUCGCUCACUUCUCCUUAUAAGGACAGGCUCCGCCCCAAUGUGAUGUCGUCAGACUCGUGGGGUUUUGGGGUUUUGGCGUCCAGUCCUGGGGGGCCGCAGGGCUGAGAGUUCUUUCCCUUCUCGUCAUUGCUCCAUCCUCUUCCUCGCCUUCCUCGCGUUGUCUUCAGGGACAAAAAAAUAAAUCCUUUCCUUUCGUUGAAUUUGUUUUCCUUUUUUUUUUAUAAAAAAAAUUCACAAUUAAACUUGUGAAAUAUCCCCCUCCCCCGAUGGUCGUUUAAACCUGAAAAUAAAACCGCAAUAAAAGUCUAUUUUUUUCCUGCGUAUUUGCGUCGUCUCGUACCAAUUUUUCAAACUCGCAGAAAAGAAGAAGUUGAAAACACGCAUCGCCUUUUCUUUUUCCCGACGGACAUCUUUCUUCUUCUUCUUUCUUUUUUGAUUUUUUUUUUUUGUCUGGCGGCACGGACGAGCUCGGGUCUUCGGGGAUGUUCGGGAUUCAAGACGGCCUCCCACGGGGGUCCACGGCCAGCCUGAAGGAGGAGCCGCUGGCGGUUCGCUCCUGGAUGCACUCGAGCGGCGUGCUGGAUGCCAACACGGCGGCUCAGAGCGGGGUGGGGUUAGCGCGAGCCCACUUUGAGAAGCAGCCCCCGUCCAAUCUGAGAAAGUCCAACUUCUUCCACUUUGUGCUGGCGCUCUACGACCGCCAGGGUCAGCCGGUGGAGAUCGAACGCACGGCCUACGUGGACUUUGUGGAGAAGGAGAAGGAGCCCACGGCAGAAAAAAGCAACAAUGGGAUUCAUUACAAGCUGCAGCUUCUGUACAGUAACGGUGUCAGAACCGAACAGGACCUCUACAUCCGACUCAUUGAUUCUAUGACCAAACAGGCAAUCAUCUAUGAAGGUCAAGACAAGAAUCCAGAGAUGUGCCGAGUUCUGCUGACCCAUGAGAUCAUGUGCAGUCGCUGCUGCGAUAAGAAAAGCUGCGGGAACAGAAACGAGACGCCGUCAGACCCCGUCAUCAUUGACAGGUUCUUCCUCAAGUUCUUCCUCAAAUGUAACCAGAACUGUCUGAAAAAUGCUGGAAACCCACGAGACAUGAGGAGGUUCCAGGUGGUCGUGUCCACCACCGUCAACGUGGACGGCCAUGUCCUCGCCGUCUCAGACAACAUGUUUGUACACAACAACUCCAAACAUGGCCGCCGAGCUCGGCGAUUGGACCCGUCUGAAGCAGCCACCCCUUGCAUCAAAGCCAUCAGUCCCAGCGAGGGGUGGACGACGGGCGGGGCCACGGUCAUCCUGAUUGGGGAUAACUUCUUCGACGGCCUUCAGGUGGUGUUCGGGAGCAUGCUGGUGUGGAGCGAGCUCAUCACCCCCCACGCCAUCCGCGUGCAAACCCCGCCCCGCCACAUCCCCGGCGUGGUGGAGGUCACGCUGUCCUACAAGUCCAAACACUUCUGCAAGGGGGCGCCGGGACGUUUCAUCUACACAGCAUUAAAUGAGCCCACCAUUGAUUAUGGCUUCCAGAGGUUACAGAAGGUCAUUCCUCGCCACCCUGGAGACCCGGAGAGGCUGCCGAAGGAAGUGCUCCUGAAACGGGCUGCCGACAUGGUGGAGGCGCUGUACGGGAUGCCUCACAGCAACCAGGAGAUCAUCCUGAAGCGAGCGACAGACAUCGCCGAGGCGCUCUACAACGUUCCGCGGAACCACAACCAGAUCCCGCCGCUCGGCAACACCGGUUCCCACGCCAUGAUGGGCGUGAACUCCUUCGGCGGCCAGCUGGCGGUCAACGUCUCCGACGCGCCUCAAGUCGGCUACAGCCGCAACACCAACAGCGCGUCGCCCAGGGGAUACGCCCCCAGCUCCACCCCGCAGCAGAGUAACUAUGGCAACAGCAUCAGCAGCAACAGUUACGGCAACGCCAGCAUGCCCAACCUCGGCGUGACGUCUUCGCCGAGCUUCCUCAACGGAUCGUCUGCCAACUCGCCGUACGGCAUUGUGGCAUCCAGUCCCACCAUGGCGGCCUCCAACUGUAGCUCCGCCCACAGCGUGUUUUCCUUCUCCGCCAGCGUGAAACAGAAGAGCGCCUUCGCCCCUGUGGUCCGACCCGCCUCACCCCCUCCCCCGCCUCCGAACUGCUCGGCCAACAGUGGUUUGCAAGCCAUGUCGGGCCUCGUCGUACCGCCGAUGUAGAAAAUGUCCCCCGUUGGAAGACGAGCACGAGAACGAAGGAGGCGUGUCUCCAAAUGUCAGUGGGCGGGACCUCAAGCUGCAGCCGACCUAUCCGAGCAGUCUAAACAUUAUUUUAAAAAAAGAGUUGGAUUUGACUCCGCCCAUGCGUUCUUCAUAGGUCAUGUGUCGCCGUGUCCGUGUCUGUAAGUCCUGGGUCGCUCUUGCACUUGAACCCGGCUUGUCAAUUUUUAACUGUCAUUUUUUUAUUUUUUAGUGGUGUGUGUGUGUGUGUGUGUGUGGUCACUCAAAGCCGACCCUUCCACCGUUCUGGUUUUAACUGUGGAAUUGUG
This is a messenger RNA of Doryrhamphus excisus (bluestripe pipefish), 4714 nucleotides long. Its product is annotated as transcription factor COE3-like. Gene Ontology annotation, biological process: regulation of DNA-templated transcription. Lineage: Eukaryota; Metazoa; Chordata; Actinopteri; Syngnathiformes; Syngnathidae. Gene Ontology annotation, molecular function: DNA-binding transcription factor activity; DNA binding. The record is from RefSeq and is a predicted model, not a curated record.